GCAGCCAUUACGGUUUGAAGGUAGAAGUUGUCAAAAGUUGCCUGUUUACAAACAAAAAGUUGUUGGUUUAACGAUGAUGCUGUGACUGAAAACUGUGUUGUGUGGUGCUUUCCGACUAAUCAAUUACUUAUGUUAAUUUGAAUGUGUUAGGAAAAAAAAUUGUUGUGAAUUCAAAGGACUUUGAGUUUUGACAAGGACAAUAGGACGCUACAAGAACAAGUUAAAUUUGGACGUUUGUAGUGUUCUUCAGAAGCAGCACACGAGAUGCUGUGAUUCUGAAGUGCACUAAAUAGUGAAGCACUUCUACAAGUAUUAAUUCUGUGGACUUCUGGGAAACCGACCUUUGAUUUGCAUUCUGCGUACUUCACUGUUGAAAAGGACAGAACAGAUAAUCAAGAGGGAAGUGCUGGAACGUAGACAGUUUCGCUCCAUUGUAAUGUGCCCAUUGGAAGAAUCGUACGGAAAAUCGAAAAUAGUGAAUCUGAUGAUUGCUUCCCAUGUACCAUUUCAUUCAAGACGAAAAGGAUACUUCAGAAAUUCAAGUAGAAUGUUUAUAAACUCUUAUUUGUUCCGAAGUCAACCUAGCCAAGGGCAUUGUUGCUGAAGUGUAUUCAGAUACUGAGUUUUUUUAAUUUUUGAGUACAAACUUGCUUGUAGUAACAAAAUCAGAAUACAUAUUUGAAUGUAUUUAGCGUGUUGAUUUUGAUCAACAUCAGGAGAGAAUUCAGUUUCACUGUACACUGGUCAACAAUACUAACGAGGAUGAAGCUGUUAGAAAGCACACGUUUCGAGGCAAUCAAUAGUGCACUCUGCAUUGAAACUGGAGAUAGUAAGAUUCUUGGAAGGAUUGAAAGUUAUUCCUGCAAAAUGGCGGGAAAUGCAAAACAAUUGUACAAAAGGUACAGAGCAGAAACAGGAGCACCAACUGAUCUGCAGGCAUUGUCUCCACCGCAAACAUCAUUGGGAAUUUCUCCAGGACAGUGCCAGUACAGCCGCAGCAUAAGUGGUGAUGAAGAUGGCCCAUUGUGUGACACGAUUAGCAGAAAAACUUUAUUUUAUCUAAUAGCAACCUUGAAUGCAGCAUUUUAUCCAGAUUAUGACUUUUCUGAUGCAAAAAGUCAUGAAUUUAGUAAGGAGCCAAGUCUGCAGUGGGUGAUGAACACAGUUGACAGCAAUCUAAAUGCAACAGCUGGUGAACAGUAUCGUACAUUGCGAGCUCAGCUGUGGGCUGCUGUUGAUGAUGAGAUAUCAUUGAAUGAGUGUGACAUUUACAGCUAUAACCCAGAUUUGGCUUCAGAUCCUUUUGGGGAGGAUGGUUGUUUGUGGUCAUUCAAUUAUUUCUUCUAUAACAAGAAGCUGAAACGUAUAGUGUUCUUCACAUGCAGAGCUAUUAAUCCAAUUUAUUCACUGGAUUCUGGCUUCGGCAGUGAUUUUGCUAUGGACGAGGAGGAUGAGAUUGACUAAAUUUCAAAUAAGGAUAAACAACUAAUGCUGCUCUUCAGUGUUGACAUCAGAGGACACUUUAGAAGAAGAGACAGAAGCUUUUUGGCAGUAAAAUAAUAAAUUUCAACUUUUGUGAAUUGUCAGAGCGGCUAUCCUGUUGUUUAGCAUAUUACAGAAACAUAGCUUACAAUUUUUGAACUAAUUUUAAUGUAAAUUUCAUGUUGUGAAUGCUGAAUAGUUUAAUUUUUAUGGUUAUUCUGAUGCAGGAAACUUUGACUUUCUGAGUCAUUUUAAUGCUAGACAAUACAGUACUAGUAGAUGUAAUCUGUAACUUGCACAAGAGUUUAACUGAUAACCUAGGGAAAGAUUCGGUAUUUGCAUUUAUACUGAAUGACAAAAGCUUUAAAGAAUUUGUGUGGAGUAUAAGACUUAAUUUCUUCAUUCAUGUGUUUGUUAUAUGUACUUGCUGUAAAAAUAUGUUAUUAAUUUGAGUGUUCCAUAGCUGCAUGUACAGUACCAGAAUUUAUAGUUCAACAUUUACUUGUACUGCAACACAUCUCUGUAUAAGGUUGUCUUACCUGUAUCUCAUGUCUUUUUUCCUGUUUUAUGCUAAACAACAUGUUCGGAUAUAUCAGAAUUUACAACAUAACAGCACAUGUUAAUAAGUAAAACACUGUUCUUUUGCUUUGAAAAACUCAAGUAACUUUUUUUAAUUGUAGUAAGUGUUCUUGGUCUUUGUCUUUAGUACAUACACUCUAAUAAUAAUUUCUACGUUUGUCAAUGGCAGACUUGGUAAUUUGUGAUCUUGCUACUUGUUACAUGUAGCCUGCUGUGCUGUAUGUAUCCGAGUUAUACAUGGAUCUUUGAACACAACGUUGAAAACAGAUACAUUUGGCAUUGCUGAAGCAGAAGUGAAAGAUACAACAAAAAAAUUUUUUUUCAGCUGCAACAGUGUGUGAAAAGUUGAUUUAUUAUUUCAUUAUAGUAUGUUCUGUUUGUAUGUAGGUUAUAGAUAUGUUUUCUUAUUGACCCAGAUGAAAGCAGCAGACUUAUGCUUUCCCAAUUUGUCAAGUAUUUGUCAGAAUGUAAUUUGAACGUAGUAGAUAGGAACAUUUUCUUGAUUUAGUAACAUGACUACAUAUUGUGUGAAGUCAUGUAUUUAUCACAGUUUUCAACAACAAAAGUGCUUUUUAUGCGAUUGUGUCAACCUUUUUUGUUCUAAAGAGGCUAUGUAAGAAAAUCCUUUAUUGUAAAGAAUAGUAGUGCCUUUGAUGAUAGCAAAAUAAUACUUUAUUAGUAGGCUGCUAUAAUGUUACAUUCAUGAAGAUAAAUGGGAGUUCACUGUUCAUAUUUGAAGAAACCAUAGCCACCCCAUUACUUGACCAUGGUGACAUGCUUUCUUGCUUUGUGUCUAUAAUCCUCUCUGGACUGAGUUACUUUUGUGGAAACUUGAUGGGAUUGUAUCAAUAAUUUAAGGCUCUAGCUGGGCUGGCUUUCAUUUAUGUUGGUAAUGAACUGGCUCAUUUAUAUGUCAUUAUUGUUGUUUUUGUGUCUUCUUAUGUCAGUCUUUAUUUAAGGGACAAACAAUAUAAUCUCCAUAAAAUAAGUAUAUUGUACUUAUUCUCGCACUUAGGUGUGUGUUAAAAUAGUGCUAUUGCCAGUAUUAGGUAUAGAGUUCACAGUACUGCAACAAACUUCACUAUCUGUCCUCUAUUAUUGCUGUGUCCUUUUACUAUUAAUAAUACAUAGAAAACUGACCACCAGUAUUUUAUUAACACUUUCAUUAUGAGAACUGUGUAGUAGUUAUCGUCACCAUAUGAUCUGCUGCAAGGUAUAGCUUUAGAUCAGACAUAAUUUCAUCUGUUGUAUGGUAAGGUAGGUUAUGUAUUCUGUGUUUGGUGUAGAAGUCGCUCAAUCCUUUGCUAAGAAAAUUUUGUAGAUUGUAUGAUAUGAAUAUACUUUAGUCAGUAUCACUUAUCUCACAAAAACACAACAUUUUUGUGUACUUUCUGAGUCUGACUCACAUUGUUAAUAAGUGCAUAAAAUGCUUAUGGUAAAUCUCCAGUGAAAUUUACACUGACAUAAGGUUUAUAAAUGAAGACUUUGUUAACGUAGUUCAGUAGCAUGAUAAGCAAAUGUUUUAUUAUUAUUUGGUUAGAAAUGUGUACAUAAUGUAGAUAAAUUCGUUACUUACAUUAAUAUAUGAUGCACAUGAUUAAUAUAUGAUGGUAAUUUUGAUAAUUAUCUUCCAAAAAAAGUUAGUACAAAUACAAUUGCACUGAUGUCUACUUUUGCGAAUAGUAUUGUUAUCUAAUUUAAUUUAUAUGUACCACCGUAUUUUUUAAAAU
Schistocerca nitens (vagrant locust) is the source of this 3791-nucleotide messenger RNA. RefSeq names its product repressor of RNA polymerase III transcription MAF1 homolog (gene Maf1). Gene Ontology annotation, cellular component: nucleus. The record is from RefSeq and is a predicted model, not a curated record. Bases 763 to 1464 code for a protein of 233 amino acids. The transcript has 7 exons. Gene Ontology annotation, biological process: negative regulation of transcription by RNA polymerase III. Gene Ontology annotation, molecular function: RNA polymerase III core binding. NCBI's taxonomy places the organism in Eukaryota, Metazoa, Arthropoda, Insecta, Orthoptera, Acrididae.